GUGCGCACGGCGCCUCGCCCCCGCCCCACCGGCGCCCUAGCCUCGCGCCCGCCGCCGGCCCCCGGCUCCCGGGCUGAGGUUGUUGAGCUGGCCGCAGCUGCCGGGGCCGACGCGCGCCCUCGACGUCCCUGCUCCCGCCUGGGCUCGGCGUGGACGUCGCAGGAGGAAAGCAUUGUUUAAUGAGAACUCCAUGAGUACAGAGUGAAGAUGGCGGGCUUCCUGGAUAACUUCCGGUGGCCGGAGUGUGAGUGCAUUGACUGGAGCGAGCGCAGGAACACUGUUGCCUCCGUGGUUGCAGGGAUCUUGUUUUUUACAGGCUGGUGGAUAAUGAUUGACGCGGCGGUGGUGUAUCCUAAGCCUGAGCAGCUGAACCACGCUUUCCACACGUGCGGUGUGUUUUCCACACUGGCUUUCUUCAUGAUAAAUGCUGUAUCCAAUGCACAGGUGCGAGGUGACAGCUAUGAAAGCGGCUGCUUAGGAAGAACUGGUGCUCGGGUCUGGCUCUUCAUUGGUUUCAUGCUGAUGUUCGGGUCACUCAUCGCCUCCAUGUGGAUUCUUUUUGGUGCAUAUGUUACUCAAAAUAUUGAUGUUUACCCUGGACUAGCUGUGUUCUUUCAAAACGCUCUUAUAUUUUUUAGCACUCUGAUCUACAAAUUUGGAAGAACUGAAGAACUCUGGGCCUGAGAUCACCACACACCACACCUUCCUCUUGUUGUGUUCCAUGCCUAGCUCCUUUAUCUCUAGUAUAAUUUACAGAUUGCCAAAAGGAGCACAUUGUGUGCUCACAGGUUUAUUUCUUCAUAGUUUUGUGCCCUGAGUUUUGAAUUGUGUUUGCAAAAUGUCUGUUUUGGUUUUUCAUCAACUAGAUAAGUUAAUAUGUACAUAAUACAUAUACAUGAUGCUGAAUGUCAAGUUUUUAUUCUUAAGCUUGGUAUGGAUCCUGAGCCAGGGUUCUAUGGCCUUGGUGUUUAGAGGUAAAUGCUCUGUCUUGGCAUCUCUGAUGUUUGAAAAUAUACAGCUCCAUGUCUCUAGAGGCCCUGAGCUGAUGACAAAGGCAUUUCUGCCAUGUGUAAUUUAUUUUGGCUUAGAAAUGAGUUUUUUUGUUUUUGUUUUUGUUUUUUUAAGGAAAAAAAUGUUUGUGCAUAUGUAUUAAAGAGCUGGACUUUUUAUAUGAACAUUUUUUUAAAUGCCCAAAGGACUAGUUUGAAAGCCCCCUUUGCAAAGAACUCCUCUAACUUGACUUUCGUUUGAGAAGGGAUAACACAGAGAUUUUCCAUUUUGUAAAAAAGAUGGUAAGCAGCUGAGCCAUGUGCUCCCAUCUUGGCGAGCAGCUCUGAUGCUCAGAUUGUCGUGGGCAGCUUGCCACCAUCCGGUGUUACACACAGCAAGGGAUCCUGCAGCAGGCCAAGUGGAAUGACUAGCUAAAGACCUCUUCCCAAAGGGCGCUGUGACCUACAAAAGGUCAGACACUUUAUUCACUUUGUUCCUGAUUCCGUCUGUGUAGCUCUCAAGUUCUGGGUGACCAGCUGCUGCAAAGUAGAAGUAUCCUGUACUGAAAGUUCCACUCCAUGCCAGACGCUCCUUCCCAUGUGUGAGUGCUCCAUGUCAGCUCCUCCCAUGUGUGAGUGCUGCGCUUGCCCCAUGUAUUUUUCUGUGGGCCUUUCCCUUGGGUCAAGAUUUUGUGUUGCAUUUUAACCCCAGAGGAUUUUUAUAAAGCCUUUUGCUGCACCUCCUGAUGCAGGCCUUACUUAGCUGGCCUCUCUGAGAGGCCCCACCAAGCACAGCGUGUGAAGCGGCUGCUGAUCGCUGUGCUUCAUUCUGAUGCGUCAUUCCUUUCCCAUCAGUCUUCAAAAUGCCAGCUUUGUCUUGCUUCCAGCGAACUAUAAAGUUAACCACACGUUUCCAUUCUUAGAACUAAUGCAAUAAAUACCCCCUCUCACACAUGCUGCACAGCUAGGUGUGCUGAGGGAAGUGACCUGUACAACGCCACUCUGUGCAUCCUCCACUGUCCAAGAAGCACUCAUAAACAAGGAGAGGACAGACUCUAUACAGCAUGCUAAUGCGUAGGUCUAUGAAGGGCAGCCCUGAUGACCGACUGAAAAUGGUGUUCAUGAAUUUUGUUUUAAUUGUGAGCAAAUCUGUUGAUUUCCUCUGUUUGUUGUUUCAUUAAACAAGAGAUGACAUUAGUAUCCUCUCAUAGAUAUUAUGAGUCAAUAGAUUUCUUGGCAAUCAUAAAAUGCACAUGGUUCUCUUAAUAAAGGUCUCACUGUUGUUCAAGCUCAA
Messenger RNA from Mastomys coucha (southern multimammate mouse), 2283 nucleotides. RefSeq names its product transmembrane protein 50B (gene Tmem50b). The transcript is spliced from 7 exons. The record is from RefSeq and is a predicted model, not a curated record. Gene Ontology annotation, biological process: protein targeting to vacuole; late endosome to vacuole transport via multivesicular body sorting pathway. The coding region runs from base 208 to 684 and encodes 158 amino acids. NCBI's taxonomy places the organism in Eukaryota, Metazoa, Chordata, Mammalia, Rodentia, Muridae.